GCGGCGGCGGCGGCACUCCGGCGAAAGCGAGCGGCUGCUGCUGCUCCUCCUCUCCUCCAAUGUGCCGCUUGGGAGGGAGCUCCCUGCCAGCAGUCUCCCGAGCGCAUGGAGGGAACGGCCGCCCGGGGGUUCUCCGUUCUUUUCUUCCACCUUCCUCUUAUCUUGGGGAGCUCCGUCUACAUCGGAACAGGCAGCAAUUAUUCCAGUUUCUAUGACAAUAAUCUUCUCCCUUGUAAAAAAGAGGAACUUCAGUGUGGCAAUGGCCUCUGUGUGUUGAAUUGGCUGCGUUGCCACUACAAGAAGGACUGCGGAAAAGACUAUGUCUCUAUCAAGAUAACAUGUUCGAAAGUCCACCAGAAGCAAGCCAGCCCUGUGAGCGAGUUUUCCCACUACACCGAAAUCAGCAGCGAUACCAGUAUGCUGGGAUCUGCUGUGCUGGUGGCCGGAGUGGUGAUCGGAAUCGUGCUGUUCCUCUCCUGCGUGACCAUCAUCAUUGGCAGCCUGCGAAAGUACAGAUGCUUCCGACAUCUCCAACUGAGGAGGGAUACCAGCUACACUCUAGAUGGCUUCUACUAUGGCGGCUCAAUUGGGGAGCUAAGAACCAGUUGCACUGAGGAGUUCCCACCUGCGUUUGAUUUCAGCUCUCACAGGGAUUCCCUCUCUCAGGUUGAUGUCCUGCAUCCUGACUCCCCACCACGCUAUGACGAGUGCGUGGGACCUGGCGCAGCACAAAUCUACAUUCCUACCGAUGACCCUCCUCCUUACUCCUUGACAGACCCUUAUCAGCAAAAUGACUUUGCUAUAGAUAUUCCCUGGGAUGGAGAGGUGUCUUCUGGGACUACAGAAAGGGCUGCUGGGUACUUGGUCGGACUUCAUGACCUCCCGCAACCGAUCUCUUCCAUUGUCUUGUCGUCGUCUUUCCCGAUGGAUGCUGUCCCUCCAUAUGAGACGGUUGUGUCCGAACAGAACAUUCCCCUUCCACUAGUCCCCCUUGAUCUCGAUGGACUGAAAAAUUACACAGAUGACUGUCAAACCCUUUUCAACCGAAUAAUAUGCAGAGAAAUGGAGAUUCCCCACCGAUGCUCCUGAAGGGAGUCCCUCAAUCUAAGAAGCAGUGAGCACUUGGGGUGCUAAUAACCUACCCCAUGGACUGAACAAAACUUUUGUCUCUUUUCUACUUUUCACAGGGCUGAAACGGGUUGGUUUGGGGUGUUAGGUUUUUUUUAAUUUUUUUGCCUUUUAUAGACCAAUUUGAAAUUUUAUUUACACAUGAACCUUUGUGUCUUGAAUUGUUCCCCUUAAUGACUGCGUUCACACAAUCACCGUGAUCCUGGUUAAAGAGUUUACCAGGAUCGCUGAGCCCUGUCGAGCUGAUUGUGAGAACCAAGAAUUUAAUUUCCAGGCAAUCCUUGUUAAACAUGUGUGGUUAAACCUCCUUUAACCAGGAAAGAUUGCCAUGAUCUGAUUCUGAUUGGCCUUGUUCACAUAAUCAUUUGAAUCUAGAUUUAAUGUGGUUACCAACAUUAGUGUGUUUCUGUGAGCAUUAAUGUGAUUCUGUCAAGGUGGGAAUCUCGGGCUAUAAGCCCCUCUGGCAAGGAUUCACACAAUCACUUCAGUGUUGGUAGUCCACGUUAAACCUGGAUUCACACAACUGUGCAGACAAGCCUAUUAUCUAUCCUGGUUAAAUGUGGUUUAGCCACAGCUGUAUACCAGGAUUGCCUGGAAAUUCUGGGUUCUCAAAAUCAGCUCUGCAGGGCUCAGCGAUCCUAGUUAACUCUUUAAGCAAAUCAUUGUGAUUGUAUCAAUGCAGCUAAUAUAAAACAAUGAUAGCGAGGGGUAGCUAGACCUCUCCGUAGCAUUUAAAAGCACAGCCAAGUAAACCACCGUUAGGGUAGAUCUGUGUUGUAUGGUCAAGACUAGUUGUCAGUUUCGGUAUGGUCCUUUGCAUGUCUUAGAGAAAAGGAGAACGCUAAAGGCUCACAUCCAUCUUUUGUAAGGACUGUUUGUACGUGUUGCCCAAUGACUGAAUAUCAAGAGGGGAUUGUUUGCUACCUUUGGAAAAAUGUCUUCAUCUUUAGAUUCAGAGCUCAGCUCAAGACAAUUAGAAACAUUUGUUUGGGUCAA
Hemicordylus capensis (graceful crag lizard) is the source of this 2124-nucleotide messenger RNA. RefSeq names its product brain expressed associated with NEDD4 1 (gene BEAN1). The coding region runs from base 106 to 1089 and encodes 327 amino acids. Lineage: Eukaryota; Metazoa; Chordata; Lepidosauria; Squamata; Cordylidae. The transcript has 6 exons. The record is from RefSeq and is a predicted model, not a curated record. Gene Ontology annotation, molecular function: protein binding.